AUGGCCGACCGUCUUUUCUCUCCGCAACGUGUCGCUCAGUCUAAGCCGGCCCGCGCGCGUCGCAGCGGCUCGUGGAACGCGUUCCUCUCGUCUCAAAAGUCGUUCCACUCGCCCACUGGCGCAGACGGUCAAGCCGCAUCCGCGGUCGCCGCGGCUGCCAUCCCUGCCGCAAUUCCCGCCGCCGCGACCGCCGCGCCCGCCGCCGGUUCGUCGCAAGCAGAAAGCGCGGAUGGCGGCGCAAGACCCGCCGCAGAGCGCGGUCGCGGGGCCUCUCCGUUGCUUCCGCCCUCUCUCAGCGAUAGAGCGCAGUCCCCGCAUCCGCUUACCUCCAGAUCUCCGCUUGGAAACGCCGCCGCCAACGCUCGCGCGUGGUGCGAGCGACGUUACCGCGGAUUCCUUCCGUCUCCUGGGGAAACCGCGACAGCGCCGCAGAACGCAUCAGCCCGCGCGGCAGGGGCGGGGGGGAUCACAGGGGCAGGCGGAGCUGCGCCGUCGAGCUGCAGGGAGGGUAGUAGCGCCGGCGGAAGCGACGACCACCUCGCGGGAGCAAGGGGGAGGCGGAGCAGGCAGGGGGUCAAUGCGGCGUCCGCUGGGCUCGCCAGAAUUUCCGACUCGAGUCAACCGAGUCAACCAGGUCAACGGGGUCAGCCAGGUCAACCGAGUCAACGAUCCCACGCCUCCCCGCGCCCGUCCGCCUGCCCGUCCGAGCGGUCGAGCGCGUGGGGGCCAGGCGGAAGCAGCAGCACGAGCGAUUAUAGCGAGGGGACGGACGACGAGGAUGCGAUGUGGGAGGAUAGCGACUGGAUGUCCGCGGAAGGGGGGGACGGGGGAGAAAACUGCGGAAAGUGGUGGUCUUUCGAGAGAUGGGGGACAAAAAAACGCGGAAAUACGAAUACUGAGGGUAAUUACCCCUCCUGGGCUGGUUGGGGCAGGAAAAGUUCUUGGGGAAGCCGAGGACGGGCAGGGGGAGGGGAGAGGGGGGGAGCUGGUGGCGCGGAGAUCCCAAGGGGGGAAGUCCAGGUGGUGGUGAGGGGAACAGCGUGUGACAGAAACGAGGGUGCUUUUACCAAAACUGCGAAUUUCCGGAAUAAGAAACGACAGAAGCAAGGAUCGUUUGGCAGCAAGGGCAGAGUGGGGAGGAGAAGAAACGCAGAGGAGGGGGAGGAAGAAGAGAGGGACCGGGGGUUGCUGUGGAAGCUUCUGAGCAAGUGCAGCGUGGAGAAGUGCCUCGAGCUGACUCACUUGGCGCGCUUCCUGUGUCUACUCAUGUGGGCGGCUGUGACUGUGGCGGUGGCGUUUGUCGUUUUCUGGGUGACGUAUCGGAGCUUCCAGGCAGCGAGGCAGGCGGAGGUGGAGCAGGAGUGUGACAAAUGGACGUCGCUGCUGGAGAGCCACUUCAGCCAAUCUGCUGACCAGGUGCGGCUGCUGGGAGCGGUCGUCUCCACCUUCUUCUUCCAAACGCCAAACGCCACUCUCGAUCAGCCCACUUUCUCCUCGCUCGUGAAUGCGACGGACUAUGCCCGCCCGCUGCUGUUUGCCGCCUCCUUUGCCCUGCGGGUGACUCUGGCUGAGCGACCGGCGUUUGAGAAGCAGCAGCAGCAGCUGGGGAACUCCGGGUAUUGCAUCAGGCACGGCAGCGUGUGUGCGGGGAGCCAACCAGAAUACGCCCCCAUCGUGCUCACCAGCGCAUCGGCCUCCAUGAUUGGUCAGGGCCUGCUGGGUCGCUCCUACCGCCUUGACCAGCCGUUGAUUGGCGUUGACUCGGUUGACUUGCCUGAUGAUCAGCUGGCCUUUCAGGAGUUUCUGGCGUGGGCCGACCGCCCUGGAACAAUAGAGGCGGUGACUCGAGCGCGGGACGAUGGGGUAUUGGGGGCACUCGCACCCCCCUUCCGCCUCAACCUCUCCCUCUCCUCCAACACGCGACCCAUCUCGCACGGCCUCUUUAUAGUCUUCCCUGUUUACCGCACGCCCGACCCGCUGCCUGACGGUUCGUCUUCUAGCGAGUACCGGGCGGCGUGCCUCGGCUACAUGACGGCAAUCGUUGACUUUGAGCCGAUGUGGGAUGCGAUGCUUGCGGAAUACCACGGCUUGGCCCUGCCCAUGUUUGCACGAAUUUACGACGUCACUGGGAGCAGUGGGGAGAAGGGGAAGCGGGCGGGGGAGGUUAUAUACGAGCCUAGAGGACAAGAGUUGCCGCCCGGACAGGAGGACUCGUAUGCGCAUGUGAACAUGGUGAAUCUGGGGGACAAGUACCGCGAAUACGAGAUGCGGUGCAGGUACAACACAACCUAUGUAUUCCCUGCAGCGAGUGCAGGGUGGGCUAUCCUCGUUAUAGUGGUGAUGGGGCUCGCAGCGUACGUGUACUGGGCGGCGUGUGAGCGCGUGCAGCAGCUGGAGAGGGAUUACCAGCGGUUGGAAGCGGUGAAGAACCGCAUGAAAGCGGCCAAGAGGGUUGCGGAGCGGGCGAGUAAAGCCAAGGGGCUGUUUCUCACUACUAUGAGCCACGAGCUCCGCACACCGCUCAAUGGCGUCAUAGGCAUGCUGAACCUUCUCCUGGAGACGCCGCUCACUGUGACGCAACUGGACUAUGUGGAAACGGCUCGCACGAGCGGGCGGGCGCUGCUUGAACUCAUCACUGACAUCCUCGACCUCUCCAAGAUCGAGGCGCAGAAGAUGCAAUUAGAGCACGUACCCAUGGACGUGAGGGGAGAGGUGGACACGGUGCUCACAAUGUUCAUCGAGCGCUUCCGAGACAAGCCGCUGCUGCAGGUGGCGGCUUACGUCGACCCGCUCGUGCCCGCUGCCGUGCUUGGGGACUCGCUGCGCUUCCGCCAGGUACUAAUCAACUUGCUGUCCAACGCGUGCAAGUACACCGAACGUGGACACAUCUUCAUCGCAAUCCGCACGGCCGACAUUCACGAGGACCUCCGGCGAGACGCUACCCGUAGCCAGUCCAAGCGGGGGACUGCCUACCAACAGCAGCAGCAGCAGCAGCAGCAGCAGCAGCAGCAACAGCAGCAGCAACAGGAACAAGAGCAUCAAGAGACAAAAACACAGCAUCCGCAGCAGCGUCAGCAGCAGGAGCAGGAUAAGCAGCUGGCACUGGCAGCACCGUCCUCUUCCGGGGAUGCCUCCACAGCGGUCAAUAGCCUCACUGCAUCACACAGCACUCCGAGCACUCACAGCACGCACACGACCACUGGCACUGGACAGCCAAUUUGCGGCAUAUUCGGGGGGUUGUUUGGACAAACAGCAGUCACAAGCGAUGGGUUGACAAAAGAGGCAAGUGACGGGCCGUUCAGGAACGGUCUGUUGAGGCUACGGGGCCUCUUUACUGGUGCGAACAGCGCCGGUGGCGGUGAUUGGGAUGGCAACGGUCGUACUGAUAACGGUGAGGGUGGUGGUGAUGGUGCAGUGCAAAGUGGGGAGCGAGAGUGGCAGGCAGCCCAGGUGAGUGGCAGGCAGGGGGAUGGUGAAGCAGCCGGUGCAUGUUACCCUGGGUCUGCCAUUGGCAUUGCCAUGCAGACCACGACCACGACCACGACCAUGCCCAUGCCCAUGCCCACCACCACUGUCUCCUUCCGCCCUGCCAGGCUGCUCUCGCGCACCAAGAGUGGAAGGGCCCGUGCUGCUGCUGCUGCUUCUGCUGCUUCUGGGGUCGGUGCUGCUGCUGCUGUUUCCUCGAGUAGCGGCUGCCACAGCAGCAUGAGCCCUGCGUGCGGGCUGCCUCUGGGUGCAUGCAUGAGCGAGCAGCGGCUGCUGGCGUAUCAGCAGCUGGAAGACGGACAGGAGGAGCCAGAGGAGCAGCAGCAGGAGGAGGAGGAGAUGGAGAGGCAGGAGGUGGGGGACAAAAGGGUACUGGUUGCAGAGCAAGGGCUGGCAGGGGAUAGAGGGCUAGUAGGGCAAAGGCAAGGCAAGGAGCAGGAGCUGUUGGAGGUGGUAGUUCAUCCCAGCCGCCCACCAGCUGCUGCUGCUGCUGCUGCUCCUACAAGCAGCGGGAAACAGCAGUACCACGAGCAGCAGCAGCAGCCGCAGCAGCAGCAGGCCCAGCAGCAGCAGCAGCAGCAGCAGCAGCAGCAGCAGCAGCAGCAGGUGCAGCAGGCGCACGUGACAAUGAGCGGGCGGGCGGCAGUGAGGAGCUGCAACAGCUGGCACGUGCUGGCGGCUAGGAGGGCUGCCUGGCUGCAGCAGGGCCGGCAGCAGGCGCUGCUGCGAGAGGGAGAGGGGGGCGAGAGGGACGAGAGGGACGAGGGGGUUGAGAGGGGUGAGGGGCGUGAUGGGGGUGAGGAGGGAGAAGGGGAGGGAGGCAAGGAAGGGUGUGUGGAGGGGGGCUGUGAGUGGGAGAGACGGCAGUUGGUGACAGGAGGAGCAGCAGCAGGAGGAGGAAGAAGUGGGGCAGCUGCAGCAGUGGCAGCAGACGACAGGCCUCAAACUGUUCGAUUGGUGGUUUCUGUUGAGACCCCAGCACAACACGCACGCACAUGCUGCCCCUUCUCACUCCCUCCCCCUUUCCUCCCUGCGCUCUACCCCCCUCUAUGGGAACAUUUCGCUGCUCCCCUCCCACCACCACAGGACACAGGAGACGGCAUUCCCUAUGUAGCACAGCGCACCAUCCUGAAGCCAUUCACCCAGGCAGACCCGAGCACGACGCGCACGCACGGCGGCACAGGAAUCGGCCUUUCCAUCUCCCGCCACCUCGUUGACCUCAUGGGGGGGCGCCUCUCCUUCUCCUCGCGCCCUGGCCUCGGAAGCACCUUUUAUUUUGACCUCCUGCUUCCAUGUGACCAGCCUCGGCCCGAGCCUGUGCCGAACCUGCAGCAGGACCUGGUUUCCGAAAGGAAUGGGGCAGCAAGCCUGAGCGAGAUCAGAGCAGCUCUGGUUCGGGCCAGGCUGGGCGCGAUCCUACUGGACGACCGGCCGGUGAGGCUCGGCGUCCUGGAGAGCCUGCUCAACAGGCUUGGCAUGCCGGUGCUCAAUUCUACGUUCGGCACUGGCUCUGCUCCUGGUGAGGCGCGUUUGAUGCAGCCUUUGCAGCAGCCUUUGCAGCAGCCUUUGCAGCAGCCUUUGCAGCAGCCUUUGCAGCAGCCUUUGCAGCAGCCUUUGCAGCAGCCGGUGGUGGUGUUUGUGGAUGGCGAGUGGCUUGAGCGGCAACAGCAGCAGGAGGAGGAGGACGAGGGUGAGGAGGAGGGGGACGAGAGGGAGGGGGAGAGGGAGGAGGAGGAGGAGGAGGGGGAAAGGCAACAGGAGGGGAUGGCUGCAGCUGCUGCUGCUGCUGCUGCUGCUGCUGCUGCUGCUGCUGCUGCUGCUGCUGCUGGUGCUGCUGGCAGUGAUGGUGUGCCUGCAGCUGCAGGCGGGGAGUAUGGGCGCGGGGGCACAGAGGGGUUGCGUGGGCUGCAUGCAACGCUCUCCAUGACUGAUUGGAUGCUCCACUCGCCCUCCUUGGACUCCCUCACUGCUGCUGCCGCUGCUGUCUCUGCUCCUGCUGCUGCUCCUUCUGCUGCCCCACCUGCUGCCGCCGCUGCUGCUGCUGCUUCUGUUGCCGCUGCUGCUGCUGCGAUUGCUGCUUCGGCUUCUGAGGCUGAAGAUCUGCAAAGAGAGAGUGGGAGUGAGGGAGAGAGUGUGAGCGAGUGGGGGGAUUUGUUGGAGCAGGAGAUUGAGGGGAUAGGAGUGGGCUCGAAUGGGGAGGGAGACAGUUUGAGGGGGCGGAGAGGAUUGGCAACAAUGAGAGCUCUCUGUGGUGAUGGAAAUGGUGUAGCUGGCCCUGAUUCUGCCACCACUGCUGCUGCUGCUGCUGCUGCUGCUGCUGCUGCUGCUGCUGCUGGCACUAAGGUUGCAUCUGCUGCUGCUGGCCUGACUGCUCAUCUUGUCUCUCCUUACAGCCAAGCUCCCCCUUUAGUGACGUCCUCUCCCACUCUUCUUUCACCCCCUCUAGUAUCACCGAACCUAGCGUCACCCCCUCUAGUUUCACCGAACCUAGUGUCACCCCCUGUAGCAUCACCGAACCUAGCGUCACCCCCUGUAGCAUCACCGAACCUAGCAUCACCCCGUCUAGUAUCACCGAACCUAGAGUCAUCUUCUGUAGUAUCACUGUCCCCUGCCUCUGACUCCUCCUCUAGACUCCUUACCCCAGCACCAGCAUCAGCACAAGCAGUAGACAAUGCAGCACCAGCACCAGCAGCAGCGGGGCUCGGGAUAGGGGCAGACCCAGGGCCAAGGAUGGGGACAGACGCAGGGGCAAGGACAGCAGGGGCAGGAGCAGCAGGAUCCGAGGCAGGAAGCAAGGCCGGGGCUCUGAAUUCCUCUAAAGCAUCUCCUGCUUCCAUCUCAUCGCCAUCCUCCAACGCUCUGCCGCCCACCCACCACGUGCGGGCGGCAAGCUGGGGCGGCUUUCUGGACGGGCUGGACGGCAGUCUGGGGAAGGGGUGGGAGAGCCCGCAGUUUGGGGAGAGCCUUCCCCCCGUGGGGGGAAGGGAGGCCCCUGGGGGGAGCCCUGCGCCCAUGAGGGGGGGAGGGGGGGAAGGGGAGUGGGGGAGCAGGCAGGAGGGGGGCUGCACACCUGCCCUCCCACCCAUCCCUCCCUCCUCUCCCUCCCCACCAGGGGAUAGGCCGCAUGUUGCAGCAGUAUGGCGUGUGCGUGAAGGAGGUGGAUGGGGGGCCAAGGCAGUGAUAGGGCGCAUGCUGCAGCGGUACGGGGUGCAGGUGGAGGAGGUGGACGGGGGGGGCAAGGCAGUGAGGCGGGUGCGAGAGAUGCGCGACGGUGCUGCCUUGCCGCUUGACUGCGUCUUCAUGGACAUUCAGAUGCCGGGAAUGGACGGCUACGAAGCAGUCUCCCGCAUCCGCAGCACGGAGCAGGAGCCCCCACCCUCUUCAACCCCACCUGCAACCACAUCACCCUACGCAUUAAAAGCACUCUUACCAGAAAGCCUAUCAGAUACCAAAAUCCCAUCAGCCACCAGAAACCCGUCAGCAUCAGGCUCCCCUCGAAGCUCACCAGCAGAGGCGGCAGCAGAAGCACCAGGGACAGGUGCAGUGAGGGCAGAGAAGGGACGGCUGCUGGUGAUAGCGCUGACUGCUGAUGUGGGUGCGGGCACGCGGGAGCGGUGUGCAAAGGCUGGGAUGGACGGGUACAUGACGAAACCCAUAGAGGAGCAGCAGCUGUCGCGCGUGGUGCUCCCGUUCUUCACUUUUGAGACGUCUCAAAAGUUGUCUACCCAUUGA
Messenger RNA from Closterium sp. Naga37s-1, 7218 nucleotides. NCBI's taxonomy places the organism in Eukaryota, Viridiplantae, Streptophyta, Zygnematophyceae, Desmidiales, Closteriaceae. The record is from the annotation of a GenBank genome assembly.